Messenger RNA from Penicillium samsonianum, 906 nucleotides. RefSeq lists its product as uncharacterized. Lineage: Eukaryota; Fungi; Ascomycota; Eurotiomycetes; Eurotiales; Aspergillaceae. The record is from RefSeq and is a predicted model, not a curated record. Gene Ontology annotation, cellular component: MIS12/MIND type complex; kinetochore. The transcript has 2 exons. The coding region runs from base 1 to 906 and encodes 301 amino acids. Gene Ontology annotation, biological process: mitotic sister chromatid segregation.
AUGGCAGCACCACAUUAUCGAAAAGUCGAGCUUCAAUCUCCAGCAGACUUCACCUACCUCUACGCCAAUACAGUCGCGCUAUCGCGCCGAAAACUCGACCUCUACUUCCCCCCUUCCGCAACGGAUAAUGACACCCCCGAUCCGAUGCGCGAACGCGUCCGGGAGCUAAUCGACGAGUAUAUAAACGAAACCUUCGAAUCAGCCUCAACCUCAAUCAGCAUCAAUGGCAUAGACUCCACCUCACCACAAUUCCCCUUCCCAGCAGCAUUCACCGCGCCAACAGAACAAGUCGAGUACGAGGCAUACGAUACGGAUCUUGCGUCGCGUGUGACGUCGCUGUACGCGCAGCUGGAAUCGCUCAAUACGACUGUCGCGCAGCAGAGACGGGAUGCGCCGAGGCGUGCGGCGAAGGAAUAUGCUGCGCAGUUGAAGAAGAUGAUUGAAGAGGAGGAAGAGGAAUAUGAAAAUGAGAUUGAAAAUGGUGGAAAAGACGCCGAUAACGAUACGGAAAUGCGCGCAUCUGCGUAUGUGCAGCCCCAAUCGAAUAAUGGAAACGAGAACACAACGCCCGGCCAAGGGGCGGAUAGUAUGGAUGUUGAUUCUACUCUAAACGGAGCUGAAUCGGGGCAGACAGUGGCCCAGGCGCGCUCGCGGCGCCCCCAUGGAAAUCACGACCCGACGUGGACGUUGCAGGCUGCGCUCGGGACGGAGGAGGAGCAGGAGCGGUGGAAGAGUGGGGAUAUUGCGAGUGUCUAUGAGGAUGCUCUGCGGAUGCUGCUGCGGUUGCAGGGCGAGGGCAAUGCUAAUACGGAGGCUGGUGCGGACGGUCAUGCGUUGGCAACAACGGUGGGCAAGGCUGAGAGGGCUGGGCGUGCUGCUGAAGUGGUGGAGAGUAUGAAUAAGUGA